AUGCCGUUUGAUAUAAAGGAUCUUGUAAAAGGCUCUAUUAAUAGAGAAAUGAGAACCAGAUGUGAAGAAACAACAUUGCCUUCCCCAUCUAGGAGUUCUAAUGAGUGGAAUGAAGGUAGAGGAAUGGCUGUAAAGUUUAAGGAGAGUCACCGGCUUUCUUAUGACGAGAGGGAGAUGAGAAACAACGGAUACAAGACGGGCUCGAAGUUGAAAGAAACACCUAGGUUGUCCUUGGACAGUAGAUCAAGUCCUGCACCACAAGAACCUGUAAUAGUGAGUCACAGGAGAUCGACUUCGAGUGUUGUUGCUAAACUGAUGGGUCUUGAAGUCAUUGCAGACAAUUUUGAAACCGAGCAGAGAAAAGAGAACCUGUUUUGUGACUCCCCAAGGCCACCAUCACGAGUAGAACCAACAGCUCUACAGAUAUCAAGAAGCGUUGAUUCGAUCAAGAAGAUAGCUGCAUCUAAGUCUCCAAUGGAACCAGCUCCAUGGAAGCAAAUGAAAGCAGGCGAGAACGCACCGACGGUUUAUGGAGAGAUUCGGAAGAGGCUUACGCAGUUGGAGUUUAAAAAGGCUGGAAAAGAUCUCAGAGCUCUUAAGCAAAGUCUUGAGGCUAUGGAGAAGACGCAGCCCUUGCAGAAAAGUCACCAGCCAGUUCCAGCCAUGAACGUCAAAUCUACGUCGAUUGUUGUAAUGAAACCAGCAGCUCCAGUUUCUACUUGUUCGCUGCAACAGAAAGCAGCCUUGCCAACUGUCAACGUUAGCAACACCAAACAAACUCGAAAAGUCACCUCGGGGAAGCAAAACGCGAUGGAUUUAACCCCUAGGCCAGGUUGCAAGGGCCAACACGAUUCAACUAAGAGCACUAGCCCAAAAACAUUAAGGUCGAGGCAAGCUUUGGUGGUGGAGUCAGGUAAGAGCCAACAGCAAAGCGUUAGCCCAAGAAUGCAGCCCAAAAAGCUCGGGCUUGAGAGGCAGGCGCGACCAACUACUUCAAAUUCAGAGCCAGGCAAGAUGCAAAGGCAGCAACAGGAAUCAGUCUCACCGAGAAGAAAACAAGGGAUAAAACUUGGCAGUAGUCUUCAACAACCUGAUGACCGAGUAAGCAAUGCGAGCAGUGACUUGAGAAGUUUAACAUCUGAUAGCAACAUAAGCUUGGGAUCGAAUGUUGACAUCGAGGUUACAAGCAAACAUCGGCUAGAGAGAAACUGUGACUUCCCAGAGCUGCACACCCCAACAAAAAAGAAUCCAGACUUUGGAACCAGACAAGACAGAUCAUCUCUUAAGCCUCUGAAAAUUACAGUUAGCCCUGUUUCAGUUCUUGAUGCAGCAGCAUUCGACGAAGAAGAUUCACCGUCCCCUGUGAGGAAGAUGUCCCUUAGUUUUAAAGAGGACGAUGCUCUACGUUCUGAAGAAUCUAUGUGGAUGAUUAAGCCUACCAGCGUCUGCAGAUCCAUACUAUUGCCUGAGAAUAAGGGUCCAACACAACCAGACUCUGAUCUCCUCGAAUGCUUCCCUGAUGAAGAUGCAAACUUCAAAAGUGGCGACCACAGGUACAUCUCGGAGAUAUUGUUGGCAUCAGGGCUUCUACGAGAUCUUGAAUACAACAAGAUAAGCAUCCAGCUGAACCAAGCUCGUGUCCCUAUCAGCCCUGGACUGUUCUUCGUCCUGGAAGAGAACAAGGCUAGCAAUAUGACUCUACUAGACAACAAACACAGAGACAGAAGAUUCAGACAACAGCAGACCGAUUUGUCAGAGAAAAUCAGGAGAAGACUCAUCUUCGAUACAGUAAACGAAAUUCUAGCUCAGAGGUUCACUGCAGAAGGCUGUACCAAACCACGGUUUACCACAAAUCCAGUUACAACAAUGGAGACAAGAUCAAAAGGGGAGCAACUUCUGCAGACUCUGUGUUCGGAGAUUGAUAGGUUACAAGAGAACAAAUCAAAGUGUAUCUUGGAGGAUGAUGAGGAAGACAUCAUAUGGGAGGAACUGCAAAGUCAAGGCAUGAAUUUGAAGGAGUUUGAAGGUGAGAAUCCAGGAAUGGUGUUAGAUAUUGAGAGAAUGAUUUUCAGAGACUUGGUUAGUGAAGUUUGCUUCUGUUAA
Messenger RNA from Eruca vesicaria subsp. sativa (arugula), 2103 nucleotides. Lineage: Eukaryota; Viridiplantae; Streptophyta; Magnoliopsida; Brassicales; Brassicaceae. The record is from the annotation of a GenBank genome assembly.